CUCAUGAAUCACUUGUUCUUCUUGGAGGAGUUCGCUAAAUACACUCAAUGUCCUUGCCGUCAUAAUAAAUCCUUCACGAUUUAAACUGUGGUACGAAAGUGCUUAUUCAUUUCUAAAUCCAAUCACUAUGACGCGCUGCGGACCAGCAAUGAGAUAAGUUAGAAAUAACAAGGAAACAGAACGGGAAAACCCAAGUUUGUUUUCGGUCAUUCAGGCUCUCGUCAUGUCAACUUUCAUAUCUCUUCCUGUCAAUACUGGCAGUUCGUCUACGGUCUGAACAUAGGAUUAGAAUUAGGAAUACAUGUACCUCUGUCUAUUAGCAACACUAUACUAUCUGGUCUCGAAUAUGAAGUUAACAAGAGAAGAAACGGUGUAUUUUGUUAUCCUCACUAUAGCCAUCUUGUCUUCUGAUAGAGUAAAAAGUCAGGGGUCCUCCCCCACAUGGCACAGACUAGAUGAUGCAGUCUAUCUCGUGGAGAGCUCCACCGUGCUAUCAUUCGAUCAGGCGCAGUCUCGGUGUCAAGAAUACGAAUCAAAUCUGGCCAAAGUUGACUCCGAUGAGAUUCAGGCUUUCUUGACGACAUUCAUCACCCCUCCGCUCCGAGAUACCAGAUGUUUUUGGAUUGGUGCAACUGACAGAGUGGAAGAAGAUCAGUUUAAAUGGCUUGAUGGAACAUUAGUGACAUAUGACGGCUGGGCACCAAGACAACCAGAUAACUACGGAGGUAAUCAAGACUGCGCAUGUCUCUGGUCUAGCACGAGAGAAGACAGACACGGACAAUGGGAUGAUAAUAGGUGUUCAUCUAAGGGGAAUUUCAUUUGCCAGAGAGGACUUUACGAUUUCGAAUUCACAACCCCCCGAACCAAUCCGGGAUUCGCCCUGGUCUACUGCGCCGUCGACGUUGAUUCCGAAGGAGAAACACUGUUUCCUGAUGACGUCAAGCUGUCCAUCGGUCCAACACUUUCAUCCUCGAGGCCGAUUUCCUUCUCAUCCACAAGCCGCGACGGUGAAUUCCGUAAUAACAGUUUCCUCUUCAGCAACCUAAGUGAGACUGACCAGAUUUUCUGUUACGUGGGCGAGUUACCGAGUCAGUUGGACUCUUUUUCACUUGCCAUCGUUUCUCCAGAAUUCAAUUUUUAUGCUUUACCACAACUCACCACCGGCCCAAUAGCAGGAGAGAUCACAUCGUCAUCAAUAACGGUCUUCUGGAGCCAUUGGACAUCAUCUUUUGACUCCGGUGAUGGACCGGUUGUUGGUUACCUCGUCUAUCUGCAAACUGCCGUUGAGGACUGGACAGAGGCCGGUGGAAUAGAUUCAGAAUUGGAAGACGGUGAUCCCAAACGAAUCAUCGAGUUUUUAUUGACUGGGUUGGACCCUGGAACUGAAUAUAACAUCAGUGUUUCUGCCGUCAGAGAAGGUCCGGGUGGAGAAGGUCCGAGGGGUCCUCUUGUGUCUGUCAAAACUACUUCGUUAAAUGGUAGUGCCUUUCAGGGAGACUCUCGUCGCGUCUGGAUUGCUUUAUUUCUGGUUUCAUUAUUCGGAAAUAUCAUUCUUCUCGCUGCUCUGGUGGUUAUGUGCAAGUGGAGGCAGGAGAAGCAAGACCUGUCUCACUUACGUGCUGCCCCAGCAAGAGCAGUGGGAGCACGAGGAAGCGACCCAAAGAGCUCCCAUUACGAGCUACCUCAACAAAGUGGAGUCGGGCACGAAUACCAGGGUCUUAAGGUGACUGGGAGCAGCGCUGAUGAAUACCAAGGUCUUAAGAUGACUGGACGCGGCGCUGUUGAACAGGUAUAUGCCGACAUCGAAGAUCCAGAUAAAAACUACAUCAAUAUCCCUUCUUAAAGACAUCGGAUACCAUUUUACUACACAUAAAAAAUAACAAUGAAAUUCCGAUUUCAUACAGCGUUUAUACAUCGAAGCGGUAUCUCUACGCGAUUUAUAGGUACUGUACUAUUACCCCGGUCAUCGGAUCCUGGCAUAUACCUUUCUUGACUCCCUGGUGAGCAAAGAGAUUUUUAUUUUCAAUUGCUUUGCAAUACCACAUAGACUUUUGCAUCCUACCGUAUAUCUCUUUAACAGCUGGAUGGAGAGUGACAGUUUGGGUAGAUGCCUUGCCAAAAGGACGCUCGGCCGCGGUGGGAUUCGAACACUUGACCAUCUGAAAACAAGGUGAGAGUCAUGCAGAACCGGCUACACCAGUCCUCGACGCUUCCGUUUAUAAAGGUCUUGUUAAAAACAAAAAUCCAGAACCUUGAUGUGUGUUGUAUUUAAUAUCGCUGGUAUGGAUUACAAAAGGAACAUGGAAGAAAAAUUGACACUUUCAAGAUGAUAACUGUGAGUGAAAAAAUAUCACUAUCAUUUAAUUAAUUUGCUGGGGAGUAACAAAUACCUUUUAUGGUUUUGGAAUACUAUAUGGAAUAAAGUUGGGAAUGGUGUUUCCACU
Molecule: messenger RNA, 2444 nt
Organism: Lytechinus variegatus (green sea urchin)
Lineage: Eukaryota; Metazoa; Echinodermata; Echinoidea; Temnopleuroida; Toxopneustidae
Exons: 8
Coding region: 302-1843 (513 amino acids)
Molecular function (GO): protein binding
Source: RefSeq, a predicted model, not a curated record